CCUUUUACCGCAAGCUUUUGUUGCCUCCACAUGUCAAACAUAGAAUUUUACUCGGCUGAAGGUCUCCGAAUGGAUGGCCGUCGUUGGAACGAGCUUCGUCGAUUCGAAUGCCGCACAAACACUCAUCCGUCUUCCAGUGAUGGCUCCUCCUAUGUUGAACAGGGUAACAGUAAGGUCAUCUGUCUUGUUAACGGUCCGAUGGAGCCAGAAAACCGUUCUCAGUUAUCUACACAAAAAGCUACUCUCGAAGUAAACUUGAACAUUGCAUCUUUUAGUACCACGGAGAGAAAGAAGAGGCUGAAGAGCGAGAAGCGUACCCAAGAACUCAUCACCACUUUAGAGAGAACUUUCGAACAAGCCAUCGUCACCAAGAUCUACCCAAGAACCCUCAUCUCGAUUAACAUCCAUGUCUUGUCCCAGGAUGGUGGCUUAUUGGCCUCUUGCACCAACGCUGUCACCUUGGCCUUGAUUGACGCCGGGAUCGCCAUGUACGAUUACAUCUCCGCCGUCUCCGCCGGUUUAUUCGAUACAACUCCGUUAUUAGAUUUGAAUGCAUUAGAAGAAAACGUUAUGAGUACUUUGACUGUCGGUAUUGUGGGUAAGAGUGAGAAGUUGGCAUUGUUGUUGCUCGAAGACAAGGUACCGUUGGACCGUUUGGAGAGCAUCUUGGCUAUUUCCAUUGCGGGUAGUCACAGAAUCAGAGACAUAAUGGACAAGGAAGUCCGGAGACACGGUAAGGUCAGGUUAUCCAAGUCAUCCAGCUGAGUGUAUAGCUGAACAAUUGUACUUUUAGACGAUUAUAGGAUUACCACCUUGUAAAAUAUAU
This is a messenger RNA of Babjeviella inositovora NRRL Y-12698, 826 nucleotides long. Its product is annotated as exosome non-catalytic core subunit. Bases 31 to 765 code for a protein of 244 amino acids. The record is from RefSeq and is a predicted model, not a curated record. Gene Ontology annotation, cellular component: cytoplasmic exosome (RNase complex); nucleolus; nuclear exosome (RNase complex). The transcript has a single exon. NCBI's taxonomy places the organism in Eukaryota, Fungi, Ascomycota, Pichiomycetes, Serinales. Gene Ontology annotation, biological process: poly(A)-dependent snoRNA 3'-end processing; nuclear mRNA surveillance; rRNA catabolic process.